Dermatophagoides farinae (American house dust mite) is the source of this 1161-nucleotide messenger RNA. Its product is annotated as very long chain fatty acid elongase 6-like. Lineage: Eukaryota; Metazoa; Arthropoda; Arachnida; Sarcoptiformes; Pyroglyphidae. Gene Ontology annotation, biological process: fatty acid elongation, monounsaturated fatty acid; fatty acid elongation, saturated fatty acid; very long-chain fatty acid biosynthetic process. Gene Ontology annotation, molecular function: fatty acid elongase activity. Gene Ontology annotation, cellular component: endoplasmic reticulum membrane. The record is from RefSeq and is a predicted model, not a curated record.
CACACAUAUGGAUUACUAUGGUUGGUCAUAUAAACUUUCAUGGCAAAGCCAGUAUCAGGGCAAUAUUUGGGUAACGAUCGAUUGGAAACCAAAUCUAUAUUUUAUCAUUUUUGGCUGAUUAUUUUAUCGAUGUAUAAAAUGAAUGCCAUUCUAAAUUAAAUCUAAGACCUGAAUCAAAUGAACAAGGUUUAUCGAUCAAAUGUGGUUGAAGUCUUUCAUAUUAUUUUUCAUGAAUCGUUCUAUAUUUUUGUUUGUCAUCAAUGAAUAAAAUCAUCUGAAAGAUUGAGAAGCAACCAUGAUCAAAGUAUAUGUGUUUGUCAUUAUUAUUUUUGCUUUGAUGAUUCAUUUUGAUGAUGGAAUUCCAUUUCUAGAGACCGAAUGGUUUCAAUCAUAUUGGACUAUUUCGAUACCGAUUGCCAUAGUUUAUGUUGCUUUGAUUGUUUCGUUGCCGAAUUGGAUACGAAAGCCAAUUAAAUGUUUGGAAUAUCUGCGAAUAUGGAAUUUCACAUUGAUGAUCUUUUCGGUGAUGGCCACUUAUCGUUUGGGUAUGAAUUUUGUGGAGAAAAUUUAUCAACGUGGAUUGAGGGCAUCCUAUUGUGAUCGGGAUUAUCAUCAUGAUCGCCGUGUUUAUUAUUGGUAUUUCCUGUUUGUAAGCUCUAAAUUAUUCGAAAUGGGUGAUACAAUAUUCUUGUUGGCACGUCAAAAACGUAUUCGAUUCAUACAUUGGUUCCAUCAUGUAUUAACAAUGAUUUAUUCAUGGUAUAUUGCUGUCUAUCUGCCGGCAAUUGGACGAUGGAUGAGUACGAUGAAUACGGCCAUACAUUCAUUAAUGUAUGGAUAUUAUUAUCUUCAAAGCUGUCAGAUUCGUUUACCUGGUUCCGUGGCCAUUACUGUAAAUCUGCAGACAUCACAGAUGUUUAUCGGUUUGACCAUUAAUUCAUUAGCUUUUUAUGAGAAAUGGAUGAUAACGGAUAGCAAUUGUUCAAAUGGUGGUUAUACGGUUGAAUCUGGUCUUGUCAUGUAUAUCAUCUAUGUUGCACUGUUUACUCAUUUAUUUCGAAAAGAAAUGAAAAGACAUUCACUUAAAAAUCAUGUAAUAAAAAGAGCUAAACUUACCAACAAAUAAUUAAUAAACGAAAAUAAUUUGUUUUGAAUAAAUCA